Messenger RNA from Lolium rigidum, 1185 nucleotides. RefSeq lists its product as uncharacterized. The transcript has 3 exons. The record is from RefSeq and is a predicted model, not a curated record. NCBI's taxonomy places the organism in Eukaryota, Viridiplantae, Streptophyta, Magnoliopsida, Poales, Poaceae. Bases 1 to 1185 code for a protein of 394 amino acids.
AUGAUCCCGAAGACGGAGGAGCAAUCUCGUCGAGAUGUGCACCCACCUCAGAUUCAGAAGAUGGAGGAACAAUUUCGUCGCGAUCCACGCCCACCUGAGAUCCAGCGGGGGGGAGUAGAGGAGGCGGCUCCUCUUACAAAGACGAGGUCGGUGAAGAGCAUCAUAGAAUUAGAGACGCCUCUAGAUAGACUGAGGUAUCUCGACGAGUUGCAGGAGAGGAUCAAUGUGAUGGAGGCGGAAUAUCUUCGCAAGAAUGGGAUCCAGAGGAGGGACGAGGAGAAGCUUCCUAGAGAGGAGCAGGAGAUUGAGGACUACCGUAAACAAUGGGAGAGCUGCUAUGGCUGCAGCUUCGGUUCCUUUGACGCAGAAACUUCCCUUGGUCAUGUGUACUGUGCAACAGGAACCAUCCCACCAGAUGCUCUCCCGGAGUGUUCCUUGCAGUUCUUUUCCAUCAAAGUCACCGACCUAAGCUAUAGCCUCAGCUGGCCACUGCAGGUCCAUGGCUUUGUUGCUGCCAGGGACUCGGUAGAUCAUAAACGCAACUAUCUCUUCAGAUGCACCAGGGAUAGCUGCCAAACCCUCACUAAAAAGGAUCCAUUCCUGCGCAUGACAGGCCCAUCUCGAGCGGUUCUGUUAAUUGACAAAGUUGUGGUUGAAGUUCAGUUAAAAAUAAAGGGUGACAAAGAGUCUGAAGAUGAAGUAUUGGCUUUCAAAUGUUUUGAAUUCCAGCAAAGUUGUCCGUUGAAAGAUGGCAUCCCUACACGCAUUCCAGGCCAGCGCUGCAAGCUUGAGUGUGCUUUGGCAGUGCUGCCUAAGUCAAUUGGGGCCACUGUGGGUUUCCGAAUUGUGGAUGGGUCAUGGCCCAAUCAAUGCCCAGGGUUGAUUGUUUGCAAGACCGACAAUGCAAAAGAAGGGGAAGUGGUACUGUUGCUUGAUUUUCAAGAUGGGAAACUGCCUACCAAGUCUGAUGGUGUGGUUGAGCUCUCGAGGCGGCUUGUUUCCGUAGGUUUCCCAGCAGGCAAACUGAUCUUUUCUGUCGAGGCCUCUCGUAAUAGCUUUUCUGCAAAAGCCACGGUUGACUUUGGGAUGGAAACGUCGGGUGCAAGUACUCGCAUGUGUGAUCUUGUUUUCUGCAAGAUGGAAGUGACCGUUUCUUGGUCUUUGGUUUCUGCCAAGCGGGAUUGA